AUGCUUGGAAGGUUAUCCACUUCUUGCAUUGAACAUCGGAAGGACCCGGUGCUUGAUGAUAGGCUGAACAUCGGAAGCACCCUGGGUCUCUUGAUGGGUGCCAGUUUGCUGAGCCUGGUCGAGGUCAUUCACUUCUUCGUGCUGCCCUUGGGUCGCGAGCUCGUGCACUAUUUAUUCGGUGAUGGGGCCACAACUAACGUACAACACCAGUUACAACAUUUAGUCAAACUUCCACGGGCCAAGAUGAAUGCUGUACCAGCUGUCGUCAGGAGAUCUCGAAGAUUCCUUUGGCAUCAUUCAAGUUUCCCGAAUUAUUCUUGCAACACCAUACUGGAUGAAGAGGAGAAGAGCAAUACAGCUGACGUAAUUGCUCCUGAAGCUGCUGAGCACGAUCUCCUCUAUUUUCACCAUCACGGCUUUGGGAUAUACGACGAGAACCCGCUCACCCCUACAGAACCAGUGACUCACUACACGGCGCUAUGCCUCGUGGGAGUGCCGCAAUGCGGCGCUCACCUCCGCUCUGCCAACUGCACUCUUCCCCUCAUGCCGCGAGUCCGUGAAUUACGACGGUACCCUGUCACUGUAGAUGGGCGCCAGCCUGCUGACUAUUCUGGAGGUCAGCCAUUACAUCCACCUCUUUUUCAAUUUCUGAGCCAAUUUGGCCAACUGUUGGGUGCCAAUCUCAGUCUAGUGAAGGUCAAUUCACUUCGUUUUGCAGUGUUCAUCAACAGUAUUUUGAGGCUGCUGAUAAAUAUCAUGUUCAACGGCAACACCUUGGGGCUGCUGAUGGUUGCCAGUCUGAUAUAUGUUGAAGGUUACUUUCUUCUUCUUGCAGUGAACAUUGGUGGCACCCUGGGUCUGCUAAUGGGCGCCAGUCUGCUGAGUCUGGUGGAGGUCAUCCACUUCUUUGUGCUGCCCAUGGGUAGUGAGAUUCUGCGACGUUUCUGA
Messenger RNA from Gryllus bimaculatus (two-spotted cricket), 948 nucleotides. The record is from the annotation of a GenBank genome assembly. NCBI's taxonomy places the organism in Eukaryota, Metazoa, Arthropoda, Insecta, Orthoptera, Gryllidae.